AUGACCACUUCUCCCAAAUCACAGAUCGAUCCCCCGGCUAGAGAGGGCCGUGAUGUUUAUACAACUCUCAACUAUACAAUGCCUUCUGGAUGCGAAGGACUAAAGCCAAUCGAUUCCGAUAUGCCCGAAGCUGAACGGCGAAAUGCUCAGCGCGAGGGCCUCACGGAUGUGAGAGAAGUUGUAAUCAAGGACAUUCGCGGGAAAGAAGAUGAGUUCACCCUGAAUGUCCAAGGCUUUCAAUUUGUCAAGCAUCAAGUUGAUGCGGUUACAGAUUUGAAAGACCAAAGUCAAAUCAAGGAAAUCCUUCAGCCCGCUACGGAAGACCUAGUUAAGAAAAUGACCGGUGCAUCUGAAGUCAUUGUCUACCUUACUCGCUUGAGGUUCGAGAUUAAUCAAAAUGGAAACAAAAUGAGCACCCCCAAUUCUCCUUCUCAUGGUGUUCACUCGGAUAUCACGCAUGCGUCUUGCCGGCCUGUUCUGAAGGAUAUCCUAACAGAAGACGGAAUGGCGCGGCUGAUGAGCUGUCCCUUUGUUGUUGUCAAUGUCUGGAGGCCAAUAAAGCCAAUUCAAAGGGAUCCUCUUGCAGUUUGUGAUUGGAGGUCUGUUGACCCAGCGUCGGACAUUUUUCCAGAUCGUAGGGUCAUUGCCGGGCAGGUUUUCGAAUUUGGGGUACCAAUUUUCAACGAAAAACAUGAAUGGUAUUAUUUGAGUGAUCAGCAGCCAGAUGAACCGCUCAUUUUCAAGCAGUUGAGUAGUGAUGUUGCCUCCAGCGUAACGUUGCUCCACUCUGCCUUUGUUGAUCCCAAGCAUGUCGAUGAUCCUCCACGCGAAAGUAUUGAAAUGAAAUGUUUUGCGUUUUUCACCGAGCAGACCAAUCAAGUGCUUGGCUAA
This is a messenger RNA of Aspergillus pseudotamarii, 891 nucleotides long. RefSeq lists its product as uncharacterized. Gene Ontology annotation, molecular function: oxidoreductase activity. Lineage: Eukaryota; Fungi; Ascomycota; Eurotiomycetes; Eurotiales; Aspergillaceae. Bases 1 to 891 code for a protein of 296 amino acids. The transcript has 2 exons. The record is from RefSeq and is a predicted model, not a curated record.